Molecule: messenger RNA, 2361 nt
Organism: Conger conger (European conger)
Lineage: Eukaryota; Metazoa; Chordata; Actinopteri; Anguilliformes; Congridae
Gene: prkag2a
Product: protein kinase, AMP-activated, gamma 2 non-catalytic subunit a
Exons: 16
Coding region: 522-2186 (554 amino acids)
Source: RefSeq, a predicted model, not a curated record
CACACCCUCUUCAGUGGUAUUUGUUCGACCUGCUUUCGAACCUUUGAGAGGACGAACGCGUGGCUCGCAGUCAGUUUAAACUUCCUCAUGCAGAGAAUGUUGAGAAACGAUAGUUUGUGCACGACGUGAUCAGGUUAGCGCGCACAAUUUUAACAGAGAAUGUUAUAAGCUAAUCGCGGUCCUAAAAAGUGAACAUCUACGUGCAAGCCCAGAGAAGGUGGUGCCAAAAAUACUUUUUUUUUUAAAGGAUUUUUCCCCCCAAGUAAUCCAACAAUCAAGCAGUCGCAUCAAGUGUCUGAGCGGCAUGUGAAUGCGGAUGUGGUCCGUCAACCGAAAUUGAAGCCUGUGUCAGAACAUGAAGCAGUUGCGGUCGUUCAGUUAAAAUUGAGCGCACUCUCAAUUUGUCAACUCAUUAUUCCACGCUGGUGUAACUCGUUUUCACGCUGAGAUAAGUAUUCGUGUACGCACAAAAAACAAGGAUCCCUUGUGUUUUGUAAAGAAACAAACCCGUCCAUCAAAUUAUGGGAAGUACGGCGACCGACACCAAGAAGAAAGAUGUUAAGAAGAAGAAUUCAAAGAAGAAAAGGACGCUUCGACUUAACAUGCCGGACCUGAGCUCUUUCGCGAUGCCCUUUCUGGAGGGGGAUACGGAAACCAGAAUCGACAAGGAUGGCAUUCGCAAGGGAGAGGCAGUGUGCCACUCUGCCAGUCCUACCAAAGGUUUCUUCAUGAGGGGGCCUUUCAGCCGGCCUUCCAGUCCCAUGUCGGCCCCCGCCCGAUCCCGGGUCAGCCCAGGUUCCCCCAAAACCAUCUUCCCAUACCCAUCGCACCAGGAUUCCCCGCCUAAAUCCCCCCGUCGAAUGAGCUUCAGUGGGAUCUUCCGCUCCUCCUCCAAAGACUCCUCUGCCUCCAACACCUCCACGUCAACCUCCCCUGUCAGUAUCAAGUUCUUCUCCCGAACCAGAAAAGCCUCCACCGGGAUCUGCUCGCCGCCUUCCACCCCGAUGCAAGCAGUGAAGCAGCCUCCCUUCCCGCUGGAGGCGUACAGGAAUGAGCCAGAACGCCCGGAGGCCCGCAUGCGCUCCUUCUCCUCGCCACCGGACACCGGCCAGCGCUUCUCCCUGCCCUCCGCCAGGCCCCCGGUGGCUUACUCCACCCCUGUCACUGCUUCGCCCCCUGUCCACGGUUUAGCUGAAGGUAUGCUGGAGAAGCUUGAGCUAGACGACGAAGCUGCUGAAGAAUCAGAGAGUGACAUUUACAUGCGCUUUAUGAAGUCUCACAAGUGCUACGACAUCGUUCCAACCAGUUCCAAACUUGUGGUCUUCGACACAACAUUGCAAGUUAAGAAGGCGUUCUUCGCUCUGGUGGCCAAUGGAGUCCGAGCUGCUCCACUGUGGGAGACCAAGAAGCAGAGCUUUGUGGGAAUGUUAACAAUCACAGACUUCAUCAACAUAUUACACAGAUACUACAAGUCACCCAUGGUUCAAAUCUACGAGCUAGAGGAACACAAGAUUGAGACAUGGAGAGAGCUAUACCUGCAAGAAACAUUUAAGCCUUUAGUGAACAUAUCCCCCGAUGCAAGCAUAUUCGAUGCGGUGUACUCGCUGAUCAAAAACAAGAUUCACCGGCUGCCGGUCAUCGACCCGGUCACUGGAAACGCACUUUACAUCCUCACGCACAAGAGGAUCCUCAAGUUUCUCCAGCUUUUCGUGUGCGAGAUGCCAAAGCCCGCCUUCAUGAAGCAGACCCUGGAGGAGCUGGGGAUUGGAACCUACAGCGACAUUGCCUUCAUCCACCCCGAUACGCCCAUCAUCAAAGCACUCAGCAUCUUUGUGGACAGGAGGGUGUCUGCCCUGCCCGUGGUGGACGAAUCAGGGAAGGUCGUGGAUAUUUAUUCCAAAUUUGAUGUCAUAAACCUUGCUGCUGAAAAGACCUACAAUAACCUGGACAUCACGGUGACGCAGGCCCUGAGGCACCGCUGUCAGUACUUUGAGGGAGUUAUGAAGUGCAACAGGCUGGAGACGCUGGAGACCAUCGUGGACAGGAUAGUCAAAGCGGAGGUCCACAGGCUGGUGGUGGUGGAUGAGAACGCCUGCAUCGUGGGAAUCGUCUCCCUGUCGGACAUCCUGCAGUCUUUGGUGCUCACACCAGCAGGUGCCAACCGGAAGGAGAGCGAGGCAGAGUGAAGAGACGGCUGUGAUCUGCGACGUGAUGCUGCUGUGUGGGUGGGGGGAGCUGAAGUGUAAAGUGGACGGGGCCUGGGCUGGAACGGCACCUGUGAUUGGCUGUCUGAUAACUGAUCUCGGGGUCCUGAAGUGUGUACUGUGAUGAGGGACAAGAAGUGACGGGCGAGAGGGGUCA